UGAACAAAUCGUGUGAGGCGUUACUUCUUCCUUUCCUACACGCUCGUCUUUAUAUAUAAACAACGCAUUUCUUGUUCAUUUCACCAUAACGAGAGAGAGAGACAGAGAGAGAGAGAGAGAGAGAGAGAGAGAUGGGGAAUAUAGAGAUGGAUAAGGAGAGGUUAACGGCGGAAAUGGCAUUUAAGGAAGAUUCAUCUUCCAUUGUGAUCAAAAUCCGGCGAAAUUUGCCGGACUUCUUGCAGUCUGUAAAACUCAAAUACGUGAAAUUGGGUUACGGGUAUGCAUGUAACUAUGCGACUGUUGUUGUGUUCUUAGUGGUUGCUCUUCCCUUUUUCUUAGCCUCAGCGGUUCAGCUCAAACGUCUCAGUUUCGACCAGGUCCCGGAAUUAGAUUUAUGGAUUACGACGAGGCCCACCCUUCAGUUAGACAACACGUUGGUUGGGCUGUCCGGUGCCGCCGUUCUGGCCUUCCUCCUAACCCUCUACUGGAUCAAGCGGUCCAGACAGAUUUACCUGGUGGAUUUUGCAUGUUACAAACCGGACGACGAGGGGAAGUUGUCGGGUGAAGCCUUCCUGAAGAUGACAGAGGAAAACGGCGCCUUCGAGGAAGAUACGGUUCUGUUCCAAAAGCGGAUCUCGGCCAGGUCAGGUCUCGGUGACGAGACGUAUCUGCCCCUGGGGAUCACCUCCAGGCCCCCCAAACUGUGUAUGGAGGAGGCUCGAUCCGAGGCCGAGUUGGUCAUGUUCGGUGCUCUGGACUCGCUUUUCAAGAAAACCGGUGUUCGACCCAGGGACGUUGGCAUCUUAAUCGUCAAUUGCAGCCUCUUCAACCCAACUCCCUCUCUGUCCUCCAUGAUCGUCAAUCACUAUAAGUUGCGAAGUGACAUCAAGAGCUUCAACCUGGGUGGGAUGGGCUGCAGCGCUGGCCUCAUUUCCAUCGAUCUCGCCAAGGACCUCCUCAGGGCGCAACCAAACACGUACGCUGUGGUGGUGAGCACAGAGAACAUUACCCUUAAUUGGUACUUCGGCAACGACCGAUCCAUGCUCCUCUGCAAUUGCAUCUUCCGAAUGGGCGGCGCCGCUGUGCUCCUCUCGAACAGAACCAGCGACAGAGCCCGCUCCAAAUACCAGCUCGUCCACACCGUGAGAACCCAUAAGGGCGCCGAUGACAACAGCUACAACUGUGUGUACCAAAAAGAAGACGAAAAGGGGACUGUUGGGGUCUCACUUGCCCGAGAACUGAUGGCUGUCGCAGGUGACGCUCUAAAAACCAACAUAACCACUCUGGGUCCCCUGGUGUUGCCAUUAUCCGAGCAGUUCAGGUUCUUCGUUACUCUGGUGCGAAGGAAAGUGAUGAAGGCCAAGGUGAAGCCCUACAUACCAGACUUCAAGCUCGCAUUUGAGCACUUUUGCAUCCACGCCGGUGGGAGGGCCGUGUUGGACGAGUUGCAGAAGAAUUUAAGACUCAGUGAGUGGCAUAUGGAGCCGUCGCGGAUGACGCUUCACCGCUUCGGUAACACGUCCAGCAGCUCCUUGUGGUACGAGUUGGCUUACACUGAGGCGAAGGGCCGAGUCGCACGCGGAGAUCGAGUUUGGCAGAUCGCGUUCGGGUCCGGCUUCAAAUGUAACAGUUCGGUAUGGAGAGCGCUGAGAGCGAUUCCUACUAGGGAGUGUUUAGCCACCUCAGCCAACAACCCUUGGGCUGACUGUAUCGAUCGUUACCCUGUUAAGGUUCCCGUUUGACUGAAUCAGACAUGUGGUGGGAUCCUAAUGCC
Molecule: messenger RNA, 1774 nt
Organism: Telopea speciosissima
Lineage: Eukaryota; Viridiplantae; Streptophyta; Magnoliopsida; Proteales; Proteaceae
Product: 3-ketoacyl-CoA synthase 1
Exons: 1
Coding region: 132-1742 (536 amino acids)
Biological process (GO): fatty acid biosynthetic process
Cellular component (GO): membrane
Molecular function (GO): acyltransferase activity, transferring groups other than amino-acyl groups
Source: RefSeq, a predicted model, not a curated record